AUGUCCAUCAACUUCUUCAAGGGCCAUCCAACAGAGUCUCUACUGCCCAACUCCACCAUCGUCAAUGCCACAACUUCUCUACUAACAGCCAAAAGAGAUUAUGAUCUUGAUCCACAAAAUAGACAUCCAUUAACUUAUGGCUCAGAUGCUGGUGCUAUUUGGGUUCGUGAUGAAGUUGCCAAAUUCUCCAAUUCAACGUUCAAGCCAAAAUCACCAACAACUCAUGAUUUUAUCAAUUUGACUGCGGGUUCAAGUUAUGGUAUUAUGAAUAUCUUAACUCAAACUACUUUACCUCAUACAAAUUAUACAAAGCAAGCUUUUUUAAUCACGCCUACUUAUUUCUUGAUCAAUGAAACGUUUAUUGAUGCUGGGUUUGGUGGUAAGAUGACUGGUAUUGAUGAAAUCCCUGGUGGUGUUGAUCUUGUUCAAUUAGAAUCGAAAUUAAAACAAUUUAAUGGCAGUGAUUCAAAUGAUGAAGAUUUGAAAUUGAUUAAUAAUCCUCAGGGUGUCCCAAAGAAGAUUUAUAAAUUUGUUUUAUAUUGUAUUCCAACUUUUUCAAAUCCAGGUGGUGAAACAUAUGAUUUAGAGACAAGAUUAAAAUUAAUUGAAUUGGCUCGUAAAUAUGAUAUGUUGAUCAUAACUGAUGAUGUUUAUGAUUUAUUAGAUUAUGAACAAUCUUUAGAAGUUUUACCCCAGCCAUUACCAAGAUUAACACAUUUAGAUCGUGAUUCGUAUGGAAAUGAAUAUGGUAACACUAUUAUAAAUAGUACUUUUUCUAAACUAAUCGCACCGGGUUUAAGAUUUGGAUAUCAAGAAAGUGUUAAUGAGAAAUUAGUUCAUCAAUUAAGUCAAGGUGGUGCUAAUGUUAGUGGUGGUACUCCAUCUCAAUUAAAUUCAAUGGUUGUCGGUACAAUUUUACAAAAUGGUGAUAUUGAAAAAGUUAUAAAUUCAUUUAGAAGGGUUUAUUCAGAAAGGGCACAUUUAUUACAAAAAUUGAUCAAGGAUCUAUUACCAUCUGGUACAAAAGCUACAGGCUUCAAUGGUGGUUAUUUCAUUUGGGUUACAUUACCUUCAAAUUAUGAUGUUGGGGAAAUUUGUCAAAAAUUGAAAAAUGAUGAAAAUAUCGUAUUGGCAAAUGGUGAUAAUUUUGAAGUUGUGGGAGAUAUUAGACAUUGGGGUAAGCGUAGUGUUAGAUUGAGUAUUAGUUAUUUGACCAAAGAUGAAAUCCAAAAGGGUAUUGAACAAUGGGCAAAGGUUAUUAAAGAGAUGUAUAAUUGA
Molecule: messenger RNA, 1278 nt
Organism: Hansenula anomala
Lineage: Eukaryota; Fungi; Ascomycota; Saccharomycetes; Phaffomycetales; Wickerhamomycetaceae
Product: 2-aminoadipate transaminase
Exons: 1
Coding region: 1-1278 (425 amino acids)
Biological process (GO): biosynthetic process
Molecular function (GO): pyridoxal phosphate binding; L-2-aminoadipate:2-oxoglutarate transaminase activity
Source: RefSeq, a predicted model, not a curated record